This is a messenger RNA of Calidris pugnax (ruff), 1810 nucleotides long. RefSeq names its product hyaluronan and proteoglycan link protein 2 (gene HAPLN2). Lineage: Eukaryota; Metazoa; Chordata; Aves; Charadriiformes; Scolopacidae. Gene Ontology annotation, molecular function: hyaluronic acid binding. The coding region runs from base 342 to 1367 and encodes 341 amino acids. Gene Ontology annotation, biological process: cell adhesion. The transcript is spliced from 6 exons. The record is from RefSeq and is a predicted model, not a curated record.
AGCGGGAAGAGACAGCGACAGGGCAGGGAGAGAGGGCACGGCCGGCGCUCACCACUGCCGCACGCCAUGGGGGCAGAGGCUGAGGGGCCACGGGGCCAGGGGGACGUCGGGACGCUGCCCGCCCCGGGACGGUGACGGGGCACAGUGUCAUCCCCGUGUCCCCUCUUCCCGGCAGCACCCACCGUUUGACCUUUCCGGAGCCCUCGGCCCCGCCAUGGGGUGGCUGUGACGGAGACGGGACGCGGCGGGCGCCGGGGUGGAGGCCGGAGGCGUUGGAUGGGAACGGUGGCUCCCCGAGGGACACGGCUGGGGACGGCACCAUCCUGUCCCCAGCUCUAAGGAUGCACCGGCUUCUCCUGUUUGGCUCCCUCUGGCUCUUGGUGGCAUCUCCAGCAUUGAGCAUCUUCCAGCGGCCGACGGGGACCCCGGCCCCCCCCGGCCUGCAGUACCUGCUGGAGCCCCUCCACGCCACGGUGCACACGCAGCGGGGUGCCACGGCCACCCUGCCCUGCGUCCUGCGCGCCCUGCCCCGCAACUACCGGGUGAAGUGGAGCAAGGUGGAGCCGGCCAACUACCGGGAGAACGUCAUCAUCAUCACCAACGGGCUCUACCACAAGAACUACGGGCCGCUGAGCCAGCGGGUGCGCCUGCGGCACGGCCACCGCUACGACGCCUCCCUCACCAUCACCAACGUGGCUCUGGAGGACGAGGGACGCUACCGCUGCCAGCUCGUCAACGGGCUGGAGGACGAGAGCGUCUCGCUCACACUACACCUGGAAGGUGUUGUGAACCCCUACCAGCCCAGCAACGGGCGCUACAAAUUCAACUACCACGAAGCCAAGCGAGCCUGCGAGCAGCAGGACUCCCGCCUCGCCACCUACCAGCAGCUCUACAAAGCCUGGACGGAGGGUCUGGACUGGUGCAACGCCGGGUGGAUCCUUGAUGGGACCGUCCACUACCCCAUCAUCAACUCGCGGGAGCCGUGUGGUGGCCGCCUCCUCCUGCCGGGCGUUCGUUCCUACGGGGCCAGGGACAAGCAGAAGGACAAAUUUGAUGCUUUCUGCUUCACCUCUGCUCUUCAAGGCCAGGUCUACUUCAUCCGGGGCCACCUGAAUUUCAAGGAGGCCGGCCAAGCCUGCCGCAACCAAGGGGCCGCCAUCGCCAAAGUGGGGCAGCUCUACUCCGCCUGGAAGUUCUCCCAGCUGGAUCGCUGCGACGGGGGGUGGCUGGCGGACGGCAGCGUGCGGUACCCCAUCACCACCCCCCGCCAGCACUGCGGGGGGCUGCCCGACCCCGGCGUCCGCAGCUUCGGCUUUCCCAGCAAGGAACUCCGGACCUACGGCACCUACUGCUUCCAGGGGAAGUAGGAAGGUCUGGAAGGAGAGGUGGGCUGGAUGGUGGUGGGACACCAGCCCCCAUCACCCGGGUGGAGAACUUGAGGCAGGGCAUGAGGCCGUGGAGGUUGGUGGGGGGUCUCCUGGUGAUUUCGGGUGGUCCGAGCAUCCUCUGAUGGAGUGAUAGAGCUGGGUUUGGGUCCUCAGUGCAUCCUCUGGUGGGGCUGCUCCCCACACCCCAGCCUGCUGUGGGGCUUGGGGGGUUGUCCAGGCCUCGCUGGAGAAGCUGGACCCAUCGCUGGGUCAGGAAGGGGGGUUAAUCCAGCCCCCUCCCCAGCACAGGAUCCCCAGCCCCGCUGCAUCCCACCCCCCAUCCUCGCUCCACAAGGACUCUGGCUGGUGCAGGACCAGGCAUUAACGAGCGUGACUAAUGAAGUUUCGCCUUCUCAAUUAAUAAAGCUGCGCGGCAAAGCCGA